This is a messenger RNA of Pelobates fuscus (common spadefoot toad), 584 nucleotides long. RefSeq names its product hemoglobin subunit alpha-5-like. The coding region runs from base 75 to 503 and encodes 142 amino acids. Gene Ontology annotation, cellular component: haptoglobin-hemoglobin complex; blood microparticle; hemoglobin complex. NCBI's taxonomy places the organism in Eukaryota, Metazoa, Chordata, Amphibia, Anura, Pelobatidae. Gene Ontology annotation, molecular function: iron ion binding; oxygen binding; organic acid binding. Gene Ontology annotation, biological process: oxygen transport; hydrogen peroxide catabolic process. The transcript is spliced from 3 exons. The record is from RefSeq and is a predicted model, not a curated record.
AAAAUGUCAAGAAACUGACCAUUCAGUAGGGACUUUUAAACUCACUUGCAGAGUGUCUAAUCCUCCAAUUCAACAUGACUUUCUCAGACGCUGAAAAGGCUGCAAUUGUCUCCAUCUGGGGAAAGGUAGCUGGCAACACUGAUGAGCUUGGAGCAGAGGCUUUAGAAAGGCUGUUUCUGAGCUACCCUCAGACCAAGACCUACUUCAGCCAUUUUAACCUGAGCCAUGGUUCCCAGGAUCUCCGCAGUCAUGGUGGAAAAGUUUUGAACGCCAUUGGAAGUGCUGCCGGACACUUGGAUGAUCUUAGCGGUGCUCUGUCUACCCUCAGUGACCUCCACGCUUACCAACUGAGAGUUGACCCUGGCAACUUCAGGCUGCUGUCUCACUCCAUCCAGGUCACUCUGGCUGCUCACUUUGGAGCUGAAUUCACUCCCACUGCCCAAUCAGCCUGGGACAAGUUCCUUGCUGCAGUUUCUGCUGUUCUGGUAUCCAAAUACAGAUAAACUGACAAUGUAAAUGUGAAAAUAGGUCUUUUUUUCAUUAUGUUUGGUUCUUAGAUUUUCAAUAAAGUUUUGUUAAGCAAA